AUGCCUUGGGUCGAUGUGGCUGAACAAAACCCCUGGCUGUCGUCUGAUGAUGAGGGGACUCCAGUACUUUGUGUUUCUUCAGGGCCAGUGCUCGUGGAUACGGCGCCCACGAUCAAGGAAGAGCAUCGUGGUGUUGUCGUCUUAGAAAUCCCCUCUUCUUCUUCUUCUUCUCCUUCCCCAUCUCUUAAAGGGGAGGACAACGAGGGUCAAGAUGAUAUUCCCGAGUUGCCCGUUACAGGCCCUUUACCAGCUCCCAUCGCCGGGCCUGACGGCCGGAGUACUUCAUCACAUCCAUCUCCGUCAAAUUCCCAUAUCAAUACACCCAAACCCACAACUCCUAUUGCUCCUUCGGUGGUGAAUGGUGGUGAAGGUUCAUACAAGGAAGAAGUUCAUCAUGGAAGUCCUUCCACUGCACACGCAGCUUUUCACAACAGUCCGGCUGCUGCUUCCGAAACCAAGAGACGCACGUCAAGCGAGAGUCUCUCACCUGCGCCAACAGAGGACGCUGAUAUUGACGACGAUGAAGAUGAUGCCGAACUCAAGGGCCCUGUCCGCGACCCACCUUGCUUCCUAUGUGUCACCAAGGUGACUUUGCGUGGUAAGGGUGACAGUGUAUGUCAUCACCCUGCUAACAUCAGACAUGGACGGUGGGCAUGCGUCGGUUGUCGCAAGUAUGGGAAACGUUGCGAGUCUUCUCCUGAUUUGGUCGUCCAAGCUUGGAAGGCUUGGAAGGCAGAGCCUAGGGCAACGGUUGCGGCUGAGAGGGCGUUGAAAGCUUUGAGAACCAUAUGCGCCGCAUGUCGCAAUCUUCGACAGCUUGUCAAAAUGGGAAUGAUACCCUCCGCUACAGUGGAAACACUCCUAUCUGGAGGCGAUCUCUACCCCGAAAUUGACGAAGGCAGUUCCCUGCCUGGAGUACCAUCGCGAG
Messenger RNA from Neurospora tetrasperma FGSC 2508, 928 nucleotides. RefSeq lists its product as uncharacterized. The annotation marks the transcript as partial. The record is from RefSeq and is a predicted model, not a curated record. The transcript is spliced from 3 exons. Lineage: Eukaryota; Fungi; Ascomycota; Sordariomycetes; Sordariales; Sordariaceae.